Chara braunii is the source of this 3160-nucleotide messenger RNA. The record is from the annotation of a GenBank genome assembly. NCBI's taxonomy places the organism in Eukaryota, Viridiplantae, Streptophyta, Charophyceae, Charales, Characeae.
GUCCGGAGGAUGCAAACGAAGAAGAUAUAAUUUCUUUGUCGCCAACAUCGGAAGAGGAAGACGUAAGGAAAAAAGGAACGGAUGAAAUGGAAGUACAACAAGAGGGCGAUAGAAGUGGAGACCCUUGUCGCAUGGAGGGAAUCGAUAAUGUUGAGGAUGCAGGGGUAGUCAGGGGUGCGAUAAGACGAGAGAGAGGUGAGCGGUCUGCCAGAAAAGGAAAUGAAAAUGAGCAGGACGCUUCUGUACGAUCAAGCGAAGAAGAAGAGGGAGAGGAAGGUAUACAGAAUGCGGAUGUGGAAGAUAUUACGAACAUAAGUCCCGACUGGGUAGAUUUGAGAUCUCACUUUUACGACGCAGCCAAAAUCGAUCAAAACAAUCACGAUAUUGUACAUGAACAUUUACAAUUGGAUUCCGAUAAAUACAAAUUUGACAACCGGCAGUGUGGGCUGAAAAAUUUGGAAGGGAUUCGAAACAUGUCACCAAGAGCUGUAUUUUUUAGAUUGUGGCCGCAAGAAGUUUUCGACAUGAUUGUGAAGGAGACGAACGAGUAUGCAGAAAAACGUUUAGCGACGGUGAGGAGAGCUGCGCAGAAUCCUCGACCAUGGCGGCCGACGGAUCGUUUGGAGAUGAUAGCUUUUUUUUGGCUUGUCAUUGCGAUGGGUUUCAAUCGCUUGCCCAACAUGAAAGAUUACUUGAAAACAGGAGCGCAGGGUGCUGUUUCUUUCACAGAUUUUGGUCGGGUAAUGAGCCAAACACGCUUCGAGGACGUUAAACGAAUGCUUCAUCUGCGUGAUUCGACGGAGAGACCAGACGAUAAAGGUACGAGGGCGUAUCGAUUGUGGCAACUUGAUCCGCUGAUCGAUAAAUUGAGGACUGCAGCACAACGGUAUUUCUAUCCUGAGAAGGAACGCCCGCCCACGACAGAUGCGGAGGCGCUGCAGUUGUUUAUGGCAGAACUGGACUGUGUGGACGUCUACCGCACGGCCUUCCCUGCGGGACGGGAGUUCACCUGGUAUGGAUCGGCAAACCGAAGGAGCCGGAUUGACAUGGUGUGGGCCUCGAGUUCGAUCUUUAGAUGCGGCAGCGAGAUUGCAUACCUUCCAACAGCGUUGUCAGACCAUGUAAAGGUCGCAGCCAACUUUCCGGUGGGGGGCAUUAUGGUGGGUCAUCCGCAACCGUCCCUUCCCGCAUGGGUCUUUCAGGACGAAGAGUAUAAACCYCUGAUUCAACAACAUUGGGAUAAUUGGCUGCAGCGACGCCCCCAAGGAAUGGAUGAGUUGGGAUGGGUGGCGCAGGGCAAUGCUCUGAUGCACAGGUGUCUGCAUGAUAGGCUGGCCGGUAGCUACCGUGCCCACUUGGCCACAGGACAGGAGUACGCCGACCGCCUCAGUGCGCUUAAUUGUGGCCCCGAGGACGAGCAGACGGAAGAGGAAUGGUGGGUGGAGAGAGUGGAGGCCGUGCGGGAGUGGCAAGAGUGGGAGACGGUGGAAACCGCCCGCUGGGGGCGCAGAUCAAAGGUGGGAUGGACUCUGGUGGGUGAGAAGAUGUCUCGACGAUUUUUCAGGGAGCUGGGAAAGAAGCASGGGAUUGCCCUCAUGACGGCAAUGGACCCCCCCUUUGACCUACGGCGGGCAAGGCAAGAGACUACGUUGGGGAUUUUGGACUGUGUAACGGAAUUCUAUACAGAUCUGUUUACGGAGGAGGAGGGAUGGACUGUGGAGCAAAUGGCGACGGCCCCGCAGGAGCACAUUUGGAGGCACGUUCCGCCUGGCCUCACUGAGGAGCAGGCACAGCCUUUGGAGAUGGACAUCACGCUAGAAGAGGUCCUUAGUGCGAUUGGAGAGCUGCCAAGACUCAAGGCGCCGGGGGUGGAUGGAGUCCCUAUUGAAAUGUAUAAGGCACAAAAUCAUUUCUUUGGUCCACUCCUCACGCGGGCCUUCAAUGAGUCUUUGCACGCGGGACAUCUCCCGGAAGGCUUUGCAGAUGCCUUUGUGGUGCUGAUCUAUAAGAAGGGUGGCCAUGAGGAUGUCAAGAAUUGGCGCCCGAUAUCAAUCCUCAAUGCUCCCUACAAGAUCCUCGCAAAGGUAUUGUCGAACCGGCUCAAUGAGGUGCUGCGUUGUAUUAUCAACCCCGCUCAAGCGGGGUUUGUUCCGGGGAGGCAGAUUGUUUCGAACAUUAUGCUGGCUAGACAGAUCCUUAGGCACCAGGAGGUCUGCGACCAGCCACUGGCUUUUGUUACAAUCGACCUUGAAAAAGCCUACGCCCGGGAGUUACCGGUCACCGCCGACGAUGUCUAUAAUCAACUCCUCUUUGACAACCCCUGCAUAUGUGACAACGCGGGUGAUCCGUUCCCAGGACAGGGGAAGCCUGGAGCUUUUGGGAAGCAUUGGGCGGAAUGUGGGGUCUUUAAGAUCGGACACCUGUGGGACGAGGAAGAGAGGGACUGGAGGAAAGAGGCUGACAUGGCAGUGCGGCUCCCCCACAAGUUCCGGAGGCAGCAAAACUUAUCCGCCCUUCAGCGGGCUAUUCCCACGCAAUGGGUGGAUACACUGAGGGUGGACCAUAGAGUGGGGGGAGACUGGGUGAGACGCAAGGGAGAGACACACCCCCUGCAGGUAUACCAGAUCACACAGGUACAGGGUGAGGAGGUGGUGACGCGAGCAUGGAACGUGGUGACUGGGUAUGAGGGUCUGGGAGCCCCAAUGAGAGUCGGACCUGGUGCGGAGACGCGGUGGAGGACUGACGAAAUUGAGACGGUGGCGGUAUGCGCAGAGAAGAAAAAAGAGGGGGGGCUGGGAAGUGCCCGACCCUUCCGGAUUUGCAGCACAAGGCGAGAGCUGGCGAUUGAUCCGCAAGAAUGGAGCUGGCCUAAGCAGAAUUAUAAUAAACAAAAAGUCCGGCUCCAUCAAGUGACUACCAGGAUCAUGUACCGCUCCCUCCUCCCCCCAUUGGAUCUGCGUGAAGAACUGGUGGACCGGUGGGCCAAACGAGAGUGGCUUCCCGUGAUCUACCUGUACCGGUGGCGACAGAGGGAAUGGAGAGAGCAGUGUGCAGUGCUGCAAUCUUUGUCGAAUCAGAAGCAGGCAGGUCUGUUGUGGCUCAUCUACCACCUGGCGGUCCCCACAGCGCAAUGGUAGGCCAAUAAAAGCAAUUAUCGGGA